Chironomus riparius is the source of this 2386-nucleotide messenger RNA. Lineage: Eukaryota; Metazoa; Arthropoda; Insecta; Diptera; Chironomidae. The record is from the annotation of a GenBank genome assembly.
UCACGAUUUUGUAACAACUUUGUAUCGCAGCAGGAAUGAAAAGAAGCUCUAAACAACAAUUCAACAAACAGAAAUGAAUAUCAAUUACGAACAGCAUCAAGUCACGUUCAUCAUCGACAAUCAAUAAUAUUGCCAAAUAAUGCUGCGUAUUUGAAUAGCAAUUCAAUAAAUUUUCUCAGUCGUGAACCACCACCACCAUAUAAUCAAGCAUCAGAAUUAAGAAAAAUUAUUCCGCAUAGAAGAAAUCACCCUGCAGCUAGCGUGCGAUCUCGCAUAGAAGAAUAUAGACGUCGGCUUUCUGUUUCUGAUAGUGAUUCAGAUGAUCAGUUAAGACCGAGGUAUAGGAAUCCACCGAGAGUUAAAAAUGAAAUUCUUUUAGAUGAAGAUCUGUUUUGUCCGGAUCUGGUUCGAAAUUGUAAAUCAUUGCCUGUUAUUGAUGAUGAACAAGACUACAUAGAGAUCGACGAAUUAACAUCCAAUUUAUGUCUUCAUAAUGAAGUUGGAUUGCCGAAUGCAAAAGAGUCUACUAGUAUAAAUCAUUCAUUAAAGACAAUGGGACAAAAUGUAAGCUUAAAGAGACCAAAAAUAUCACUCACAUGGGUAUUAAGAGAGCAACAAGCUCAACAAGAAACACGAAAUUCAAUAAAAUCAUUUAAUUGGAAUGUAAAAUCAAACGAAAAGGUUCUCUUUAAGAAGACUUCAAAGUCAAAUGAGAAGCUGUUCAGUGAGAAAUAUGUGAGUGAUAAUAAUUUGAAUGAUUUUCGUAACACGAAGAAACCGAAUGAGGAAAAGAAGAAGGAUGAGUCACGAAAGAGUGAGAAAAUUAAACGAUUUCACGAAACAUGCUGUAAACAGCGCAAUAGUCCUGACAGUAAUUACGACCGUCUUACAGAUUGUGCAAAAGUAAAGUCACUUAGUCAAGUUAAUUUAACGGGAAAGGAAUCGUCAAUUUAUGUCACGUCUGCACAAAGCGACAGUGGUGUAAAUAGACGGUAUAAGCGAUAUCGACGAAAAAGAUCACCAAAAUUUGGAUACAACAUCAACAAUGUGAAUGAAUUUCUCUCAAAAUGUUCAUUAAGUAAUCCAGCAAAUAUACCAGUUGUUCUUUCAAAUGCAAGCAUACUCUAUCAAACUCGAACGGGACGUCAAGUUGAGACACCACUGCCUCUUGGGAUGGUCGUUAAUUCAAUAUUUAAAAAUCAAAAUUGGCUUUACGUGCAAACACCUCACGCCGAAGAGGGCUACGUUAAUUUUCAUGCAUGCUUACCGCUUGGAAUUAUUCAAAGACCACAUUCAAUGACAACAAACUGCUGGGAAACAAACACAGACGUUUUUCCAAAUCCGUUAAGCGGGAAUCUAACGGAUUCCGAAAAAGAAGUGCAAUUACAUCGCAGUGGUGCUAGAAGUGAAGGACGUCAGACUCCAAAAUUAAAGAGAAGAAAUCCGUCGAGAACGUGCAGUGAAAAGUAUUUGGAUAGUUUAUAUCUACUCGCAAGUCAGCCAAAAAUAAUUGAUCAUGCUUAUGCAGAACUAAAGCCAACGGCUCAAGUAUCAAGGUGUAAUCAAGAGAAACUGAAUGUAAAUAUGAGUUCAAAGAGGAAAAUUUUAUUAGCAAUUACAGCUGAUUUUACGUCCGAUUUGACAAUAGUAAAGAAGGGUGAUGUUGUAAGGUUGCUUGCAUGUAAAGAAUAUGAAGAUAAAAUAUGGUAUUUCAUUAAAAAUAAAGAUGGAAGUGAAUGUUAUAUUCCAAGUUCGGUUGCAACUGAAUUCUUGUAGGAACUGACUUUCUGUAUCUUCUUACUUUUCAUUUUUUUUUUAAUUUUAUUGUGUAACCAAAAAUGAGAAUAAAACUUUAAUUAUAUUAUCUGCAUUAAGUCUUUUUAUAAAAAUUAAGUGUCGCAUCUUUGUAUGUUAAGUUUAUAGAAACAUCAAUGUUAUUACUUGCACCGCCUGCACUAAGAAACUUAUAUUGUUGGUUUUUGUACCAAACUACUGAGUAUACUGCUGGACCCGAAGUCUCUAUGUCCGAAAUCAUAUUUCCAUUUAAUGAAUACUGAAUCAUUUUAUUGGAUCCACCAGCCACAAGCAAGUUAUCAAGAUCCACAAAAUCUGUCACGUGAAUUGUACUUGGAUAGUCAAAAACUUGAAAUGGUUGCUUUGUAAUUUGGUUGAGAUGAAAAACAGCAAGUUUAGGACCGCCACCACAUGAUAGCCAUGACUUGGAAAUACUCGCACUCCCCAUCCAAUUACCAAACUGAUUUCUGCUUAUUUCUUUAUUUUCUGAAGGUUUUAUUGAGAAUGUUGCCUUUUUUGUCCUACUAUCCCAUAGCUUUACAGUUCCGUCCGAAGAGGCAGUUACAAAAUUUUGUUCACAUCCUUGAAUUGA